Molecule: messenger RNA, 555 nt
Organism: Pseudonaja textilis
Lineage: Eukaryota; Metazoa; Chordata; Lepidosauria; Squamata; Elapidae
Product: vitelline membrane outer layer protein 1-like
Source: RefSeq, a predicted model, not a curated record
AUGGAUCUCUCUGCCAGCAUCACUCUUCUCUUGACUAUCUCCUGCUGCGUGUGGAAGACCGAACCACGAACGUUUUCUUCUGUGCUCAGUGUGCCAAAUGGGGGUACCUGGGGUGAAUGGGGUCCAGAUUCAUUUUGCUCUUAUGGCUAUGCUAAUGGCUUCUCCCUGAAGGUGGAAAAACGCCAACUGCUAGGAGACAAUACAGCUCUGAAUGGAAUCCGCUUGUACUGUAAUGAUAGCACAGUAAUUGAGUCUAGAGCUGGACCGUGGGGAACCUGGACCAGAAAAAGACUCUGCCCUGGAGGUUAUCUGGUUACUUUUGCCCUGAGAGUGGAACCACAUCAAAAAAUACUUGAUGAUACAGCAGUAAACAACAUUGGGUUCAAAUGCAGUAGCGGUGCUAACCUGAUAGGCUUUGGCACUAAAUGGGGUAAAUUUGGCCCCUGGAGCGAUCGCUGCUCAAUUGGCAUAUGUGGGAUGAAAACAAGGGUGGAGGAUGCACAGGGCAUUAGUGAUGACACAGCACUUAAUGAUGUGGCUUUUUUCUGCUGUUAA